AUGAAGUUCUCACCAAGCGACCUAGCCAUCUGCGAAACAUGCGGAACACAAUACGACGUUCCGCUGUCGCAGCACCCUGAAACAUGCCGCAUGUGCGAUGACCCCCGUCAAUACGUCCCAGCCUCCGGCCAAUCCUGGACCAAUCUCGCCAGCAACCAAGAGACCCAGAAGAAUGUAUUCGAAACCGACACCAAGGAUGCCCGGAUCCACUACAUUAGCACUAAACCUCUAACCCCUUCGGAACUCCCCGCAGGCCUCGCGGACUCUAGUACUACUCGCAAGCAACUAGGCAUCGGACAACGCGCCAUCUUGCUCCAGACAAGCCAGGGUAACGUGCUCUGGGACUGUAUUGCACUACUGAACCAGGAGACGAUCGACUUUAUCAAUUCAAAAGGCGGGCUCAAAGCGAUUGUAAUUAGCCACCCGCACUUCUACACGACGCACCUCGAAUGGGCAGAUGCAUUUGGGUGUCCAGUGUACAUAUGCCGCGAUGACACUGAAUGGCUUAACCGCGAGGACAAGCGCGGUGUUCGGAAGCUGGUGAGCGGUGUCACGCCGAUUGAAGAGGUGGGCGGAGAGGUUAAGAUGGUACAGUGCGGUGGUCAUUUCGAUGGGAGUUCGGUUGCGCAUUGGGAAGGGAAGUUGUUCAUUGCUGAUACGUUUAUGAGUGUGCCUUCUGGCUUCAGCAAUGCACGCCGUAUCCCGGACACAACCUCCUACUCUUUCAUGUGGGCGUAUCCAAAUAUGAUCCCUCUACCUCCACCUGCUGUCCUGGCCAUCUGGAAGGCGCUCAAGCCGUUUGAGUUUGAUAGCACGUAUGGGGGUUUUGCAGGGCAGAAUCUGAGUAACCCGGAUUUGAAGGCGCAGGUGUUGCAGAGUAUGAAGAUUUUCCUGAGGAGGGGUGGACAUGAGGGGGCGGAGAUUUUUAAGGAGAGUUUGUAG
Messenger RNA from Bipolaris victoriae FI3, 942 nucleotides. RefSeq lists its product as hypothetical. Bases 1 to 942 code for a protein of 313 amino acids. The record is from RefSeq and is a predicted model, not a curated record. The transcript has 3 exons. NCBI's taxonomy places the organism in Eukaryota, Fungi, Ascomycota, Dothideomycetes, Pleosporales, Pleosporaceae.